UUAGACAUUUAUCCUUGGGGUUUAGUUCCGGAGCGGAUCGUUAUUGAUACGAGUGGCGGCCAGAUAAUUGAUCGAGAAGACAUGAACAUGUACGAGGUUCCGGAGAUACCAGGCUGUCCGCCUGGAUUGGAAUACCUCACUCAGGUAGACCAGCUACUCAUCAAACAAAAAGUUGAGGUGGUUGAAGCUCUGGUGGGAUUUGAGAGCAACAACAAGUACGAGGUGCUGAACUCCGUGGGUCAGAAUGUGUUUUACGCCGUCGAGGAGAAUGACUGCCUGAGUCGACAGUGCUGCGGUCCCAUGCGCCCCUUCUCCAUCCAUGUCUUGGACAACUUUGGACAGGAGAUCAUUACAGUCACCCGUCCACUCAAGUGCAUGUCCUGCUUCUUCCCGUGCUGUCUUCAGGAGUUGGAGGUGCAGGCCCCUCCAGGUAACACGGUGGGGUACAUAAAGCAACAGUGGCAGCCCUUGUCCCCAAAAUUCAUUGUGGCCAAUGAACACAUGGAGCCGGUCCUCAAGAUCCACGGGCCCUUCUGUGGAUGGAGCUGCCUUCCAGAUGUGGACUUUGAGAUCCUGACCAUGGAUGAGGUAAGCAAGAUUGGGAAAAUCAGCAAGCAAUGGACGGGCCUCCUUCGGGAAGUGUUCACAGAUUCCGACAACUUUGGAAUCAAGUUUCCGAUGGACUUGGACGUGAGGAUGAAGGCUGUCAUGAUCGGGGCAUGUUUCCUCAUCGAUUUCAUGUUUUUUGAGACAACUAACUAAGGAGUUGAAAUGUUAUCAUGCAACGCUGCUGGAAGGAACGAGGCCACAAAGUGAGCCGUCCUUGUGUCGCAAAUGUUCUCCGAUCAAUCGUGUCAACAAAGGAACAUUGAAACUUGGAGAUGCAUGGAUGUAAAGAUCCGAACUUUGUUUUAGUCUUUAGCUACAGCAAUUGUUUUUUUUUAUGCUUUUUGGGCUUGUGUUAGCAGCAUCUAUGGACUUUUUUGUUUUUUUAAAUGUCAUUUGGAUGCUUCAGUGAGACUGUAUGGCAUUGUGUUACAUGGUUCUCAAAUUCAAAUGGCGGACUACGUAAAGAAUAUGUAGUCUUUUGAGAGGACUUACUGGGUGUGUAUUUUGUGACUCCACAUUUCUACACUGCUUUAAGUAUUCAUGCUUUAAGUCAACUUUGAAGUGAAAUGUAAACAAUUAUUUUCAACUAACAAAACAUGAUGGGUUUAAAGUGUACGUUUCAGUCUCCUCCACAAGAGGUCACUAUCUUAUCACAUUCCCGAUGAGAGCCAAGUCUGAUUUAUGCCAUUGAGUAUCUAUUUUUGGACAGACUUGGGUUUGAAAUGCAUGCUACUUGAAUUUAGAGUCAGUGAUUGCUCAUUCACUUUUAACUGACUAUGGAUUGUACACUUGAAAUUUAUUCUAAAUAUUUUUUUUGUCUGUUGAGUCACCAUGAAUUCACUGUAUUUAAAGUACAUGUAUUGUAGCAAAAACUCUUGGAAGAAUAGUUACAAAUGUUAAUUACUGAAAUUCUGUGUAUUUAUUUUUUCUACAAAAGUUUUUGUUUGCUUUGUGUUCAGUUAAAUGAAAACUGUGUUUCAUUAUUUAUGUUUUUAUGCCUCUGCUGAGAUUUUUUGGGCAGGUAUUGUGGAUGAAUUUUGCCAUCUGUUACAGUUGUCGGGAACAGUUGGUGGACUAAUUCACUGAAAUAAAUGUGACAAGCAUUCUUUGUUAGGUCAGGCUGCAUGUAUGGUGUGGUGGAUAAUAUAACGGAUGCUGCGCUCCCUUGAGGUCAUUUCUUAAAAACUACUACAUUCAAUGAACCUGAAUGGAAAUGCCAAUUAAAAAAUAUAUAUAUUUUGGA
Syngnathus typhle (broad-nosed pipefish) is the source of this 1852-nucleotide messenger RNA. Its product is annotated as phospholipid scramblase 2. The transcript is spliced from 7 exons. Gene Ontology annotation, cellular component: plasma membrane. Gene Ontology annotation, molecular function: phospholipid scramblase activity. NCBI's taxonomy places the organism in Eukaryota, Metazoa, Chordata, Actinopteri, Syngnathiformes, Syngnathidae. The record is from RefSeq and is a predicted model, not a curated record. The coding region runs from base 82 to 762 and encodes 226 amino acids. Gene Ontology annotation, biological process: plasma membrane phospholipid scrambling.